AUGGAGGAAGCUGCUGCUGCGCGCCGCGGGGCCGCGCGCGCCACGCGAUCCACCGCCAAACCAUCGCGGCGUGACAUCGUAAAGCCUGCCAAUGGUGGCGGCGGUGGCGGAUCGUCCGCGGACGAGGAAGACGAAGAAGAAGAGGAAGAAGAAGAGGAGGAGGAGAUCGAGGAGGAGGAGGAAGAGGAGGAGCCCCCAGUGGACGAGGCGGACGAGGCGGAGCUGGACGCCAUCGACGCCGCCUACCGCAUCUCGCCCACGGCCCGGGAGCUGCACACGCUGGAGCAGGGCACGCUCGUGCGCGUGCUCAAGACGCCCGACGUGGAGCAGCGCGUGCCCCACACAGUGCACAAGGUCGGCGUGGUGGAGGAGGUGCCGCUGCACCCCAACACGUGGUUCAAGGUGCGCAUCCGCGACGGCGACGUGGUGUACAAGUACCGUCCGUCGGCGCUGGAGGUGCUGGAGGACGGCGACGACAUCAGCAGUCCGGCUGCGUCGCCUCACCACAGCCCCGUGCUGCAUCACGAGGCGGAAGAAGAGGAGGAGGGAGAAUUCGAGGAGAGAAGAGAAGAUCGCCGUCAUCACGACGACGACGAAGAAGAAGAAAACGAACAGAAAGAGGAGGAGCACCUUGAGCCGGGCACGCGCGUCCAUUUGAAGUUGGACGAGCUGUUCCGAGGCGAGCGUCAUCUCAAGAAGUACGAGGGGAAGGAAGGCGUGGUGACCGGAUACGACGAGGGGACGCAUUUGGCGGUGGUGCCGGACGAACCUGAUGACGAAGACGAAGAAGAGGGGGAGGAGGGACGCCAGGCCGACGGCGAAGAAGAAGAAGAGGAGGAAGCGAAGGAAGAAAAGAAGAAGCCGGCCAAGGUCCAUAAGAAGAGGAGGGGCAAGGGAAAGCUGCUCUCCGUGCUGGAUCCGGACAUGUGGAUCGACCGCAAGUGCCGCAUCAACGUCGGCAAGUUCAAGGGCCAGCACGGCCGCGUGCUGCGCUCUGGCAACGGCUGGGUGCAGCUGAAGCUGGAGAACUCGAGCGAAAACACGGCCAAGCGCGCGUACGAGCUGACUCUUCUGGAGGACAUGGAGACCAUCAAGGUACUGCACGCCAAGACUCUCGAGAAGGAGCGCAAGCGCCGCGCUGAAAGUCGAGCCAACGGAACUAGCAGUCGCCAUGACGACGCUGACGAGGAAGGUGAUGACGACGAAGAUGGCCACAGCGGUACUGAUGAUCCGAUGGUUGGCGAACAAACGGAGGAUUCGCAGGGAGAAGACAACGGCCAACGCUCUCGCCGUGUUUCAACGCGCGGAAACUACGGCAUCUCGUGGAUCGAGAAGAAGGUGAACCUGCCGAACCGCAAGGGCUUUGGAAUUGUAAAGAAGGCGGACCGCGAUACGUGUACGGUGGAGAUUCAGACCACGAAGGUUAUGCAAGUGUUCAAGAAGAAGGAUCUGGAGCUUGCCGCUGACAGUCACGCCAAGACUGCUCGUCAAAACAGCCGCAAUCGCAACAAUGCCAAGGCCCGCGAGAAGCUGGGAUUGGAGGAGGACGCCGUGCUCAUGGGCACGACGCCGUCGCGCUACAUUGCGUUCCAAGACCUCGUGAAGCGGUUCGCUAUGCGCCGUCGUGAGAAGCUGAAGAAGCGCCCGAACUUGAUCGAGUGGCAGGCCCGACUGAACGUGAACUAUCUGGAAAACGGGUUUUGGGACAAAAGCAACCCUGCGGUGGUUGAUCUGAUUGUGACUCCUCAGUGCGAGAUUUGUGGUGUCGAGAAAGAGGACAUUGAUGGUCACUGCUGGAACAACGAGUGCCCCAGAUGCCCCGCAUUUGAUGUGGAUGGAUUCGACCCCAAGGAUGAAAAUGCUUUGAUGCGAGUCCCGGUGGCGCCAUUCGUGAACGACAGUAUCACCAGUUCGCUGUGCCUCAAGAAGGAGGAAUUGUCAAGGAAGCGGAAGCGCAAGUCCCUGGACGCAACGCCCACCGCAAGGGGCCAAGCUGAUGCAGAACAAGUCGCGUCACCUACUGAAGAGCCCAAGAAGUCAAAGAGGGAUGCUGGAAAGACCAAGAAAACCCGAGCGUCAUCUACGGACAAGGAUGCGAAGAACGGCGAGAAGGAUUGGAACAACUCGGCUCCACUUGGGCACGGCCUCAUCGGCUUCAUGGCGCCGAAGCGCAAACAAUCGCUUCCGUCGCACUCUGAGGGCAAGAAUGGGCUUCCACCAGUCACACCCCCGCCCAUGCUCAAGCGCAAGAGCAGCAGCGUGAGCGUGUUGGACAUUUCCGGCGGUGCCUCUGGCAAGGGGGCAGAGCAGAAGGGAGAACUCCCACGAGUGAAUCGGAAUACCAGCAGCCUUCAAGAUCUUCGAACGGAUGGAAACAAUAGCAACGCGGCUAGUAGGGCGCACAGUGCAACAGGGGGCAAACAAGGAGACAAGAAGAAGAACAAACCACCAAAGAACGGGUGGUCAAAUGAGACUGGAAACUCGCUGCCAAUGGUAGCGAAAACUUCAGGCUCCCAAGACGGCUCGGCGAAAAAGGAGCCCACCAUCGCUGUUGUGGUGAAAUACCAGUUAGGACAGCACGAGCUCAAGAAGUUCAAAGCGUGCUUCAGACAGAUCGAUCUCGACUCGAGUGGUGUGAUCGACUACGAUGAGUUUUUCGAGUUCAUUGACGAAACGAAGACACCGUUCUCUGAAGGGCUCUUCCUCUAA
Messenger RNA from Phytophthora sojae, 2709 nucleotides. RefSeq lists its product as hypothetical. Gene Ontology annotation, molecular function: calcium-dependent protein serine/threonine phosphatase regulator activity; calcium ion binding. The record is from RefSeq and is a predicted model, not a curated record. The transcript has 8 exons. Lineage: Eukaryota; Oomycota; Peronosporomycetes; Peronosporales; Peronosporaceae. The coding region runs from base 1 to 2709 and encodes 902 amino acids.